Molecule: messenger RNA, 843 nt
Organism: Ustilago hordei
Lineage: Eukaryota; Fungi; Basidiomycota; Ustilaginomycetes; Ustilaginales; Ustilaginaceae
Exons: 2
Coding region: 1-843 (280 amino acids)
Source: RefSeq, a predicted model, not a curated record
AUGACCUCCUCCACUGAUGAUUCUGGUGACAUCUCUGCAGAGUUGUUAUGCCAAUCCACUACACCUACAAGCUCUGCAACUCAGACCAAAAGCGUGCCUGUGCUGUCUCAAUCUGGUUCUACAAGUGCUCCUGACAUCCACACUUCCUGUCCAACUCAAGCCUCUAGAUCUGCCACAGGCAAGAAGAACUUGACAUGGUCAGGUGCCAAUGUUCUUCACCUUGUCACUAUCCUCUACAACAAUGACUCCUACCAGCACACUCUGCUGCCAUCUCGAGAAUCGGCUGAGAGCAAUCCAGCCCUCAAACUUUGCAAACAUCCCAUUUUUCAGGAUAUCUCCAAGAUGAUUUUCCCAGGCACAUCUGUCGAUCCCAAUCGCAUCAAGUCCAAGCUGAGGUGGCUGCUAGAGACAUACUACAGGGAGAAGAAGAAGCUUUCACCCACUGGAGCUGGUACACUGCUGGAGGACAUGGAUGCAUCCAACCCAUCCUAUGUAUCUCGCAUUGCCCUGUCAACAAAGUAUGCUUGGUUUGAAAGGAUGCAUGAGAUGAUGAAUGGCCAAUUCAAUGCUGAUCCUGAAGCACUUAUCACAACUCCCAGUCUUGACUUCACCAGCAAUGACGAGCCUGACAUGCCUUUGAAUGGCUCAGCUGACAUACCCAUGGAUAUUUGUGGCAGUGAGCUGUACGAUCACAGCACUCACAGCUGUGGUUUGCCUCCUAUUCUCGACUUGAUCAAACCCACCAACCCCCCGGCUGCUGUUGCAUCUGUCAUGGGCCUGGAUGCUCAAGAAGCAGGAGGGUCACUGGUUCAUAUGGAAGGAGCACAGGUAUCAAAGAUCUAG